Messenger RNA from Synchiropus splendidus (mandarinfish), 1130 nucleotides. RefSeq names its product cysteine/tyrosine-rich 1 (gene cyyr1). The record is from RefSeq and is a predicted model, not a curated record. The transcript has 5 exons. The coding region runs from base 254 to 724 and encodes 156 amino acids. NCBI's taxonomy places the organism in Eukaryota, Metazoa, Chordata, Actinopteri, Syngnathiformes, Callionymidae.
CGGUUUUAUAAACUGAUUUAUUUUAGGUCAGGUACGUACAAGUCUCGAAUCCUAGUUCGAGUCCUCGGUCUUUUAUUUUGAAGGGCCGUGCGAGAAGUCGGUGCCAUUCAAGGGGGAAGGGAAAGGAAACUUCAAGCGUUCAGUAGGAGUGGGAGUGGGACCAUGCCGCUGGACGAGGCGGAAAGGUGACGGAGAAGAAACCUGCAGCCUCUCUUGAAUUGAAUCAGAGGACUUCGGGAAGUGAAGGGGCGCAAUGGAAAACCCCUGGAGAUGGGGGGUGCUGGAGACACGAUGGGAGCUGCUGAGAAACUCGCUGUUGCUUUCUUUAAUCUCAGGAAGAAGUCAAGCCCAGUGUGAAGGCUGCAUCGAGUACUGCUGCGAUGGAUCGCCGCCCUUCUGCUGCUCCUACUAUGCUUAUGUUGGUGAUGUGCUCUCGGGCACUGCCAUCUCUGGUAUCGUGUUUGGCGUCGUGUUUCUGAUGGGAGCGGUGGCAGCCCUGUUCCUGUGCGUGUGCAUGUGCAUGAAAAAUGGACGUGGCGCGCGUGUUGGCGUAUUCAGCACAUCCUAUAUCAACACGGUGACGCAGGGCUACCCAGGGCCUCCGCCUCCGUACACCUAUGACUAUGAGAUGUUUCCUGCCCCUCGGCACCCACCGCCGUACACGCCAGCUCAGCCAGGACCGGCCAGCUACUCCCCUCCUCCUCCAUACUCAGGAAGCAAAUGAAAGUCUGGAAAUUCCUCCCAGAUACGGAUUGAAAUCUUUGGGGGGGUCCAAGGUGCAAUUACAUUCAGAACCUUCAGGUAUUAAAUGCAACUGGAAUUGGACCAGAUUUGGGUCAGGGAGCUUAUGCUCACAUCUCAGCAGCCCAGCUGCCGCCCCUCCGUCCUGCUAAUAUCCCCUGUCUUCAUUAUUCGCUGGCGGGGGGGCACUUCAAACACCCCUCUCACUGGGAUGCGUUACUUGAAUGGUCUUCAUGGGACGGCCGAUCGGCUCUGGUUUGAAUUCAUGUAUGUGUAAUGACUUAAUUUAUGAUUGUCACAUGAACACAGCGUCAGAAGAAGAGUCUGAAUGUCCUCAGAGGAACCACUUGAAUUGUGUUCAUUGAGAAAUGUUAUUGUUUCCAGCAGAA